UUCGCUCCGCCAUUAUAUUUCAUUUCCACUGGAGUCAUCGAAUUGCAUCGAAUACUCUUUACAAAUUUUAAUUUACUACAUAUACUUCUCUGCAUUCUGAAAUUAAUUCGAUUUAUGGCCGAAUCGUCCCUGCCCUACUAAAGAGCCUCGUACAUUAAUAAAAUCACAUCGCACGUUGACAUCGUUUUCACUUCUAACCUGUAAAUAAUUUCAAUUUGAGUGUGAAACGAGUGGUGAGAUUAAUAAUGGGUAAACAUGAAUUUGGAACACCCAAAUAUAUAUCCAAUAAAAUGAAAGCCAAAGGCUUACAAAAGUUACGAUGGUAUUGUCAAAUGUGCCAGAAACAGUGUCGCGAUGAGAAUGGCUUCAAAUGUCAUACUAUGUCAGAGUCACAUCAUCAUCAGCUAUUGCUAUUUGCUGAAAACGCACAUCGGUACAUGGACCAAUUUUCCCGAGAAUUUUCAGAAGGAUAUUUGAAUCUGUUAAAGAGGCAAUUUGGCACCAGACGAGUGCCAGCAAAUCGAGUGUACCAAGAGUACAUUUCUGACAGAGGACAUAUACAUAUGAACGCUACUAAGUGGUUGACUUUGACUGCGUUUGUGAAAUGGCUUGGACGUACUGGACAAUGCGUGGUUGAUGAGACUGAAAAAGGUUGGUUCAUAACAUACAUCGAUAGAGAUCCUGAGACUCUCGCUGCACAGGAGAAAAAAGCAAAAAAGGCAAAAAUGGACAAAGACGACGAGGAACGAUUGAUGGAUUUUAUUGCCAAACAAAUAGAGAAGGCAAAACAAGAUACAAAAGAAGCUGAAGGCGAAACAUCUAAGGCACCACUGAUGCGUCCCAAGAAUGAUACACCUUUGAUUCUUAAUAUAAAGCUAAAACCAAAGCCAAAGUUGCUUCCUGUACUUAAAUAAAAAAUGUUUUCUGCAGAAUCGUGAUAAA
Messenger RNA from Solenopsis invicta (red fire ant), 942 nucleotides. Its product is annotated as DNA/RNA-binding protein KIN17-like. Gene Ontology annotation, cellular component: nucleus. The transcript is spliced from 2 exons. Lineage: Eukaryota; Metazoa; Arthropoda; Insecta; Hymenoptera; Formicidae. Bases 246 to 914 code for a protein of 222 amino acids. Gene Ontology annotation, molecular function: double-stranded DNA binding. Gene Ontology annotation, biological process: DNA replication; DNA damage response. The record is from RefSeq and is a predicted model, not a curated record.